AUGCGCAUGCCUUCGUUUGUAAACAAGGUUUCGGUGCCUGCAUUCAGCUACAGUAUCACCAGAGAAUAUCCUUACAAAUGGUUCACACCUGUUGCCAUCGUGGGGGGGAUCCUGCUGACAGUGUUGUUCUCGGCUAUAAACUUCUUCUCGACCGCGUAUACAAUGGUUUCCACAACGACAACGACAGCAGACAGGCAGUGGUUUCUGUCAAGGCGAUGGCCACGCUACAUUCCAGAAGUCUUCACGAGCAAGAUACAACCUUGGUGCGAAGCUUCGGUGAUUCCGGUUCAUUCAUACUUCAACACUAAUCAGAGCGGCUUCACAUACGAACUGCUCUCAGUUGAAGAUCACCAAACCGCAGCAUUGUCUUACUAUGGUGGUUCAAUCGAAAAUUGCUGUGUCAAACAAGUUCGUGUAAAUUUCGAAACAUCGGAUUCUCGAUCGCCUGCACAAAUGAGCGUAUCUGACUGGGAGGUCACUAUCAGCUCUUGGAUUGUGUGUCUAGUCGGACAGCGAGAUAUCGGCCUCAUAACUCGGUAUGGACCAAUGUCAGGGGAUAUGAUGGAUUCUAAAGUCAGCCUUCCAGAGGGUUUCUACCGCCUUUUGUCGACGAACCGGUUGUCGACCCCAGGCCUGUAUUGGGCCGAACAACUCUUGAAGGCUUUCUGGUUGGAGACUCUCGUUGCGAUAACGAACGAAACGAUACAAGAAUCAGCCGCCGGAGCUGCAGCGUCGCGAUACAAUCUAUCAAGCGGCUACAUAAGCCUGGAGCCUGGUAGCUUUGUGCAAACGAUGGACAUAAAGAAUGAAUCAUUCUUCAGUCAUGUGGAAUGGGCGUUUCUCGACCAAGCUCGAGGGCAGAAAUAUACCGGAAUAUCUGUUGACGAAGGACUUGCCGGCCUAGUGCGUAAUGAGUCAUGGCCCAAUGUCUGGUCAGAAGUUGACCGCCUGGGAAAGGCGAUGGUGUCCGCCAAUAACUUCGAUCUUGGACAACAGUGGCAAUCGCGUUCAAAGCUGAACAUGCUCUCAACUCCCGAGUCAUUGCAGUUUUGGACAGCCAACUUUUCCACAAUCACAGAGCAGAUCCCUUAUUGGUUCAUGGCAGCAUCUGACGGAUCGCGUUAUCUGCUCACCUACAAUGACACGCAGAAGAACAACGACUCCGCCACUGGAUUUUUUGACCCCACUGCAUCUGUCAUAGCUACCACAUACAUGUGCCAGAACCCAGUGUUGAAGUCUUGGGCGAACGUGUUCGUCUCUAUCUUGGUCGCUGAUCUCGUCUUCUUGCGAACUGCUUGGUCCCUCUACAACCUGAUCGUCGGCUACUUUCUCAAGAGCCGUCACCCAGACGCCAACAUCUGCGACGACUGCCUUGCUCGAAAGAAGGAAGAAGAUUCACUCGCCAAAAAACCAACAACCACCAGUACCAUUGCCUCAACAGGCAUGAGCGAAGAAGUGAUCGAAAUGAACCAUCUUCCAGCACAAAGACCUUCGGCAGGACAACACGAAAGCACGCAAAGCUUAUUGACGCAUCGAAACGAAGAGUCACAAUCUCUCCUGGAGGUUGAAGGGCGCCAUGGAACUAAUGAUACGGGUCCUUUAGUAGUACGUACGAGUCCACUAGGCAGCUAA
Molecule: messenger RNA, 1632 nt
Organism: Aureobasidium pullulans EXF-150
Lineage: Eukaryota; Fungi; Ascomycota; Dothideomycetes; Dothideales; Saccotheciaceae
Exons: 1
Coding region: 1-1632 (543 amino acids)
Source: RefSeq, a predicted model, not a curated record